UUCGCCUUCGGUUCAGUCGCGUACGGCGCGCGUUGCCGUGAACACGAUUUUGUGUUCGUCGGCGUGCGACUAUACAGUAACAGACGUCGGUCAAUUUUGUAUAACGCGGGCGGCCGCGCUCGCUCGUUUCGCGCCGUAAGAUAAGUCUGAUCGCCGAUUGGACGGACACAAGUGCACGAAGUGUGCCGAAUGUUGUCGCGGUUACGUUAGUUCCAAUUGUGAGAGAGGAGAAAAUUGUUGUAUGCGCGAGAGAACGUGCAGUUUUUGGCGUGAGACGAGGACGAGGCCAUGGACGCGUGGAUGUACGAUGUGAAAGGCAUUUUUAUAGACCUUGGCUGUCUGCCAGACGUUGUGUUCUCAAGAUCUUCGAUCGGCUUAAACUUGGGAGUGUACCUGUCCGCCGAUUAUUUCGCACAUUGUCCAAGGUCUGUAUGAUGUCUGAUGCCACGGAAAGCAUGAUCGGGAAUAACAGAACUAUGCCAAACAUUAAGCAAGAAAUCGAUAAUCCAACGACACCCACACAGAACUAUCAAGUAUGUUCACCGACUACAACUCUUCAACAUCAAGAGUCAAUAUGUACAAAGUUGGACAUCCAACAGGAUUAUGGCGGUAACAGCAAUAGUCCCGAAAGUCCGGAGAUGCAUCACUGCUCGUCGACAACGCAACCUUUGGGAACUCCAGAGGACGGUGUUAAAGAAGAGGAUAUGAUGCCUAGGAGACUUUGUCUCGUGUGUGGUGACGUUGCGAGUGGUUUUCACUACGGAGUUGCCUCAUGUGAAGCGUGCAAAGCUUUCUUCAAGAGAACUAUACAAGGAAACAUCGAGUAUACUUGUCCGGCUAACGGUGAGUGCGAGAUAAACAAACGAAGGCGAAAAGCGUGUCAAGCCUGUAGAUUUCAAAAAUGUCUUCGACAAGGAAUGCUGAAGGAAGGCGUAAGGUUGGAUCGCGUCAGAGGCGGUCGACAAAAAUAUAGAAGAUCCACAGACCCUUACACGCCGGUGAAAAGCGCCACGUUGGAGGCUAACGUAGCGUCAGAAGGUCCUACUGAAACGAUAAAUAAUAAGAUGGUUGAGACUCUGGCUGCCUGUGAACCCGACAUGCUUCAAGUCGCCAAUAUUUCGCAUACGUUAGAGACUGAUCAGCAAGUUCUCGGGCAAUUAUCGGAUCUUUAUGACAGAGAAUUGGUCGGCAUAAUCGGUUGGGCCAAGCAGAUUCCAGGAUUCAGUAGUUUAGCGCUGAAUGAUCAAAUGCGGCUUCUGCAGAGUACUUGGGCCGAGAUAUUAACGUUUACUCUGGCGUGGAGAAGUACACCAAACAGCGGUAGAUUGAGAUUUGCGCAAGAUUUCACGUUCGAUGAGAGACUCGCACGCGAAUGCCAUUGUAUGGAACUAUAUACGCACUGUAUACAAAUUGUCGAGAGAAUUCAGCGAUUGGGUCUGACACGAGAAGAGUAUUAUGUGCUGAAGGCAUUGAUUCUGGCAAACAGCGAUGUCAGAUCCGACGAGCCGCAAGCGUUGUAUCGUUUUCGUGAUUCGAUAUUGAAUUCUCUGUCAGAUUGUGUAGCAGCUGUGCGACCAGGCCAAGCUCUUCGCGCCACGCAGAAUAUGUUCCUAGUGCUGCCUAGUCUCAGACAGGCCGAUGGAAUUGUCAGACGGUUCUGGUCCAGCGUAUACAGAACGGGCAAAGUGCACAUGAAUAAGCUCUUUGAGGAGAUGUUGGAGAACGUUUGUAAUCGAUGAAACUCGCAUCAUGCACGACCGUCGCAGAUUCGACUGCUUGUCACUGGUUGUUUACCGUAAGCUGGAUAGCAUAUUAAUCAAUGUGACUGUUGUUACACAUUGUUACUGAUUACCAAAAUGUUUCUAAUAUGCUACAGCAUCGAAGACGACAGUGAGUGAUAGUGCGUGCGUAAAUUUUGAACAACAAAACAAAGAGUUAUCUCUCAGUCCUUUUUAUUUUAUAAUAAACUCAAAAAUCUUUAUCUUUUCGCGUGCGAAACAAACGCUGAAAGGAGAAACUUUCGUCAGUGUCAUGUAUUGCUUCAGAAAGAUAGACACGUAAAUUUUUGUUUGAAGUAUCCAAACUUUCCUUUUUAAGUACCCCAUAUACAGGUACGGAAAGAAAGAAAGAAUAAAAAGAGAGAAAGAAAGAUAUAUAAAGCAAGAAGGAUGCAUACCAUAAAACGAUAACUUUUACCUUGGAACAUGCAGUACAAGAUGCGAGAAGACUUUUUCAGAUUAUUCAUCUUAGUAUAAGUUAGUGUGCGAAGUCAAUGAUUGGCUUUAUUGUCGAGAAUUACCAAAUAAAAGUGUUUCGUGAUUGCAACACUAAAGAAAAAAAUAAUAGGAAUCAUAUAAAAUGUAGUAACUGUAGAUGUUUAACGUUGUAUUAAUAACGUCGCUGGUAUUAAGAAUCGAAACAAUCAAAAUUACUGUGAACGCCGUUUUUCUCGAUCAUUUUUCUUUUUUUUUUUUUAAUUAUCUUUUAUUCAAUGUAUUAUCGUGGGAAUCCAAAAUCUUCUCGUGCGUUCCCUUCUUUUCUCAGUGUAUAUUUGCCUUGUUUACAUUAGCACUCGUAAUUAUUAAUAGCUUAAAUGUGAAAAAUUGAGUAAUGUUAAUCAGUAUAUUUGUGAUAGUUGUAUAUUGGACAUUUAUAGAUGUAGCGAUCUUUGUACAUUAUCUUAGAAUAUAUCUUUGUACAAUAUGAAACAAAAUCAAGUUAACGAAAAUUACGAAUAUGAAAAAGAACGAACAGAACAGCCAAAAGGUCGCUGGAUUCAUGUUGCUUCUACGUGAUAUAUUCGGAUUUUAAAUUAAAAAAAAAAAAUUAUUAAAAUAGAUCGUCAUUGAUCAGAUUAUUGCCAUAUUAUCACGGUUUCCCUAGUGAUAGAUUUGUUUAAGGGAUUGUUGAAAAUGAUGGCGUUGUUUGCUCGUGCCACGCAAGAAAAGGAGCAGGAAAAAUAUAUUAUCACACAUUGCUAUAUUAUUAUAAUUAUUAAUAUUUUUAUGAUUAUAUUAAUAUACGAUUAAUAUAAUAAUAAUUAUUAUUAUUAUUACUGCGCUAUUAGUAUAUGUAUUCAGGGAUCUUUAGUAUAUUUAGAUAUCAUCACUGUGUAAUUAUUAUUGUUAUGAAAUUAGCGAGCAGAUUUGUGCGCAUAAUAUUACGAUCAUAAUAUUACGCUACCAAUGCCUUUCACUACAUAAACUUUUUAUGGAAAGAACAAGCUAUAAAACAAUUGAAAAGUUUUAAGAAGCUUUGUUUAUGUGUGACGAUUAUUAAUCGCGAGCCCACAGUGGUUUUUACCAAGAGUUUUCGAUAUAAGAACUGUAAAAAUGCCCGUCCAACGCAGAAGUGACCAAUUCAGAUUUGAUUCCUGUUCUGCUUUGUUCAGUAUUUUAUUGUUUCUUAGAAUUAAAAUAACGACAAAAAUAAUGCGUUACUUAAAAAAAAAAACCGAGAUUUCGAUCAAUUAUUUUUUCAAAGAUUAAAUUGGUAAAAGAACUGGUGGUCCUCAUACUUAUACAUCGCGAGACUAUCGUCAUAUAGAGUGCAAUAAAAUCAAGGCGCGCAGUUUACUUUCAUUAAUAUUAAUACGCAUCUUUUAGGUUCUUUAAUCUUUCCUUGAUGUCACGAUUGUUUUGUCUUUUUGUUCUUAACUUGCAAAUAUCUAUUUCUUUAUUCUUGCUGCAUUUAAAUUUUAUUAAAAAAUUAAUUUUUUGCGGCACAUACUUCGCACUCGCUACUUUUCGUUGCGUCUUUUUCUAGCAAUUUCCAUUUUGUUUUUUGUUAUUGCGAAGUAUUGCAAUAAAAAGAGUAAAAUGCAACAACAAAAUGGCCGUUAUGGGUUUUUAACGAAUUAUAAUUAGUUUUGCAAAAAAAUUUAUCGAAGGAGUUAUGGUUUAAUAAUCCUUUUUUAUAUGAAAAAUAUAAUGCAAGAGAUCGAUUUUCUUACAAAAUAUAAAACAACUUUAAACUGAUAGUAGCAUUUGUGUGCAACAUUGUCCAGAUUUUUAUUUCGCAGAGUUUGCGCUUCGCUCUGUUAUACUGUAAUAAUUAAUAUAUACGUGUAUUUUCACAAACUCAUUAAGAUAUUUUUAAUCUUUCAGAAAAAGAUUGUUCUGAAAACACUUUGCUCUGUAACGUAAUACCAAUUAAUUAAUGUUUUCGUUUUUGUUUUCUUGUUUCCGUUAAGGCCAAUGAGCUUUCCCAUUUAACUGUGAUAUUCGCGUUACUGAGCGCAUUAUAUCCACAUAAUCGCUAACUCAUACUAUAUAUGUUUUUUUCUUUUUCUGUAUCGCUUUGUUACUAUUAAAUAUUAAAUAUACUUUUCGGAAUAAUCGGAAUCAUUAUAUUUUAUAUUUUAUUGCGAGGUGUUUCUGUUUGUGCGAUACAUGCCGCUGAGUUUUUGUCGAAAAAAAUAUUCUUAUUUCUUUACUGUUAUUAUUAUACAUUCUUGAUUUGGAUUUUAUCAAAAAUCUUACUUUUUCUCGAUAAGUUUUCAAUCAAUUUACUAACGAUUGUGCAGCUCCUGCUACUUGAUACUGCAAAGUUACCUCUCGAUCGCGCCGGCGCGACAUAAACAUAAAAAGUUAACGAUGAUGCUAAGAUGUAAUAAAACAAACAUUUUUGUGUACAUUGCUUCAGCAAAGAAGGAUAAAAAACGUAAAAAAGGUAUUUUUAUGCAACUAAUUUUGAUGUACCGCUAAAUUAUGGAGUUUCAUACUUUUUCGAGCAUUUUCUUUGUAUAUACACUCGCCGAUUCACCGUGGCGGUAGAAUCGUAGUCUCAGGGUUGCAAACAAGCAAACACGAUACAAACCUAGACACAUAUAAAUAUUAUAAAUAGUUAAGAGUGUGAGUGUAAUUGCCGAACAUUAAUAGUAAUUAUAUAAACACACACACAAAAUAGCUGAAAUUUCUUGUCGUGAAGUGUGAAGGUAGAUUGUGUGUGCGCGCGCGCGUGCGCGCAUGGUGUGUAUAAGUCAAUCUGAACCAAAAAGAUAUAUACCAGUUUUGGCAAAAUUCGUAAUAUUAUUUGCGUUGUUAAUUACUUAAUACGAGGCAAUGAGCAUUAUUAGCUAGACUUUGUAAGCGUAUAUAAAAAAAUAACCAUAUAAUUUUCAGAAAAUCAAUAAAUCAAUAUCAACUGAUAGUAAAAAGGCCGUGCUACACGUCGCUCGCUGCGUUACUCUGCUUCUGCUAGGAGAGUUGCAUGAGCUAUUUUUCUUUACAACUGGAAAUCAUGAUUUUACCUACAUCUACAGAAUCCAAGCCAUCACUUUCCAUGAGCUCAUAUUAAUUACUAACGUAAUAGAUAUUGCGUAUUUUGCAAAAUGACUUUUCCAAACGACCCAGUCUACUUUCACACUUUGUGCCAAAAAGUUUCAGAUAUCUUGUAUAAUAUAACAAUAGAUUUAACAAAAGAACGGUACGUUAAAAAAGUGGUAAGCGUGUAACUUCACAAAUGAAAUUAUGAAGAGUGACAGUAAGCUUUUAUUAGAGAAACAAAAACCGAAAAAAGAAAUAUGGAAUUGUGAAAAACGCGUGUGGAUAUGUUUGUAAAGUUAACAACAACAAAAUGCUAAUUUUAUAAAAUUCAACAAUUUGUAACAAUUUAUAUUUAAAACAAUAGAAUAACAGUUUACUUAUUUUGCUAAUAUUAUUAGCAUGUACACAUACUAUUACGCAUGUAUGUAUAAUAUACAUAUAUAAUAUACAUAUAUUGUGUGUCUGUAUGUAUGUAUAAUAUAUAUACAUACAGACACACAAACUAUACACAUAUAUAUAUACACAUGUACACACACAAAAUAUCAUAUUCUAAAUCUAAAUUGUUGAAUCGUUGAAUUUUGUAAAAUAUGCUUUUGCGUAUGUAUAUGUUACUUGAAACUUGAAAUUGGAUUUAAGAUUUGUAACUGAUUUAAGAUGAACGUGAUUAACAUGGGAAUUGUUAUUUCCUUUUGUUGAGAUCUUAUAUUGGAAGAUGGUUAGGUGCGUGUAUUUAUUAUAAAAAGUUAAUUCAAAAUAUGUUUUUGUAGAGAACAAUGUGAUAUGACGUAUCUCUCUUUUUCUCUUGUACAAUAAUGUUUUGCGUUGUUCAAGACAAGGAUGCAAUAAUUGUGUACGUUAAUAAUUUGUGGUGAAGCAAGUUACUUCAUGUUCAUAAAUUGAUUUUUGCUCUUUUGGUUGAUGAGAUACAUCUACACUCAAAAUGUGUAUUAUAAAUAAUUUAUGUGUAAACACGUAUAGGUGAAACAGCAAGAAACGUGAACUGCGAUAUUCUGAGAUUUUUUUAUAUUUAUAAAAUAAACUUUUUAUAAAGUGUAGUUGAAUAAUAAUGCCAUGUUUGCGUUAAGUUUUUUAAUUAUAAAAUUUGUGCUAUGUUAAAAUGUUUGUUUAGUUUUGGUUGUGUCUUAUGAUGUAUCGCUUGUGUCGUCUUCUCGAAUCCGUCGGUAAAAAUCGCAUCUGUAAAGAGAGAGAUGCUGUUUCUACAAUAAUUAAAAUAAUAUAAAUAUGUGGAUAGAGCCACACACUCUUUGUAAUUAUAACACGUUAGAUUCUUCUCUUUAUAGAUAAAUUUUAUAUGUGCGUAUGUAGAGAAAGAGAAAAAAAGAACAAAUGAGAAAGAAAGAAGGGAAAAAAAGUAGUUUGGUAUAUCGACGAAGAAGCAAGCAAAUAUAAUAGCAUUAAUAUUGUGUCAAUGUGAUACAGUUGAAAGCAGCACUUAUGUGAAAUUUCAUAAUGCGCGUAAUUAAAAAUAGUUGUAUAUAUGACAGAAACAAAAAAACGACAGUUGUAUACAUGUACAAUUAAGAUGGCGACGUCAACAACGAGAUGUUAAAAAUAAAACAACAAAAGAUACGCUGUAUGGAACU
Messenger RNA from Pseudomyrmex gracilis, 6871 nucleotides. RefSeq names its product steroid hormone receptor ERR1 (gene Err). The record is from RefSeq and is a predicted model, not a curated record. Gene Ontology annotation, molecular function: steroid binding; zinc ion binding; sequence-specific DNA binding. Bases 432 to 1739 code for a protein of 435 amino acids. Gene Ontology annotation, cellular component: nucleus. Lineage: Eukaryota; Metazoa; Arthropoda; Insecta; Hymenoptera; Formicidae. The transcript is spliced from 10 exons. Gene Ontology annotation, biological process: regulation of DNA-templated transcription.